This is a messenger RNA of Lethenteron reissneri (Far Eastern brook lamprey), 2226 nucleotides long. RefSeq lists its product as uncharacterized. Gene Ontology annotation, molecular function: nucleic acid binding; zinc ion binding. The record is from RefSeq and is a predicted model, not a curated record. Lineage: Eukaryota; Metazoa; Chordata; Hyperoartia; Petromyzontiformes; Petromyzontidae.
GAGCCGGCCAUCCACCAACGCCUGCCCGUCCUCAAAGAGUUCUCUGUGGUGGGAGGUGACUGAGUGGACUUUCAGCACCACUUCCUCUUACAUCGCGAGAUGGCGGGGUGGAUGGAGGAAGAGGUGCUACGGGCGCUCCCAGCCGCCCUGGACGACGACGCCCUUGCCGCUCUCAUCACGAUUCCACGGGAGGAUCGAUCUCUGCUGCAACGGACGCUGCAACAAAUGGCCGACAUCUACGGCCUACCAUCCAACACGCGACACUGGUUCGCUGCUCGGAGGAAGGUUCAUCGGAGGAGCCUCAACCCAACCUUUGCAUCGACUCAAGCCGGGGGUUGGAGAGCCGAUGAUCACUCUUGUCAACAGGACUUCCGACAGUGGGGACGAGCAUCUCUGUGGCCGGAUGCAGCCCUCAUCACCUGCUAUAACUGCGGUCUACGGGGACACGUAUCGUCGGGCUGGCGGGCACCUCGACGUCGCAUCUCCGGACCACGGUCUUCAGCUUCUCGGUCACUCGGCUCUGCGGCGGCCUCAGGAAGCGAAAGAAAGGGAGCAGUGGCAAGGCAGCGAGAAGGCUACUGAAUACAUGCUGAAGCUGGUUAAUGUGAUAAGACGACAAUGUCAAGGAGUUCUGGAUAGUGCUGUGGGCUUUACGUGAAACCUACCCGCACCUGGAGGACAUUUUUGAGCAAUUUUAACUGGGGAGCAGGGAAAUGUGGUGCAGUCGUUAGAGCACCUCGUUACCCACGGAAUUUUGAACCCAAUGUUGUUUAAAUCUUUUUUCCCUCGCACUACCCGUCUGUAGAAUUCCCCACCAUCUUCUAUUUUCACAAGUUCUUGUAAAAACCUUGAUCAAUCCAUCAUGAGAGUUUUUGUGCCCCCACAGUACAAAACGACCCAACACAUCUUAUUAACUUUAAUCUAUUGAACCUUCAGCAAGUGCAGUUUGUUGCUGGCCAAUUGCCUUUUGAGGCAUUUCCUGUCUUUUUAUGACUUUCGUGUUGUGUUGUAAUUUUUAAAUGAUGGUUGUCAAUUAGAUGUUUGAUCAAAUGGAGCAUUAGGUAAGAUGGAACAUAAGUUAAUAUUGCACAUUUGGAAUGCUCAACUUUGCGUUUCAAAUGGAUUUUGUUUAACCAGGUGAUAACUCAAGAGACCAGAAUGAGUCUCAUUUGCAAGAGUGACCUAGGUCACCAAAAUGGCAAACACAAUAAAAUAAAACAAUCACAACAGUGAAACCAACAUUAAUUCGUGCAAAAAUAAACGUGUGAGAGAAAAAAAUUAAAGUGCAUAAAUAUUAAUUGAUAUUACAUUAAAUACAUUUCCGAUAAGAAAAUUAGCUCGUACAAAUUACUUUAAAAAAUCUAUUGUAGUAAAAUUAAGUUACAAAAAACGUAUUUAGGAUAUAAUCAGAUUUAUAUCAAAUAUAUUUGCAAGUGAAGUUAUCAUACAGAAUCGAUAGCUCAGCAUUAUUGUGCUUGAGAUCAUAACCAAUUACAUUUUGAAGCAGUGGAAUAAAAUGUACUAAUAUUAUCUGUCCUAUCUGUAUGGGAUGGGGUGUUGCCCCUUACACGUGUGAAUUUUCUCCAGGUACUCCAGUUUCCCACCACAUGCAUGAACACUCAUUCAUUCUCUGAAAACAUUAAUCUCUGUGCCUGUGUUUGUAACUAUGCAGCAGUGGGAUGCAGUUGCAUAAAUUAUGUUAUUUGAAAAAUCAAUAUUAUGAGUAAUUCCAUUAAUUUAGGGCAUUACAUUUUCGUCAUAUGUUUAAUCUUUGACUUUGAUAUUCAUGGUGGGAAGAAGUGACCAUUAGGUCUGGUUCACAACUGCUUCUAGAACUAUUUCGACUUAAUGAUUGUAAUGAUUGAGUCCUUGGAAAAUAAUCACAAAAGGGCUUUGUCCUCACCAUAUCGAUCAUUCAUGUUAAAUAAUUCCAGAUCGUUUGUGGGAGGGCGGGCUACACCCCACAUCGCCGUGCUUAUGGUGGAGGCGUGCGAGGUGUAAAUAUCCUGGUUUGUUGAAUAUGUAGUUGUUGAAACCAGCUUUAUUUGGGUGUAACUCAUUCUGAGUCCUUUAAAGCUUCAACACAGAACACGCCUCAGCUUUUGCUGUUAGCAGGCUCUGAGCAUUUACUCCUCGUAGAAACAUGCGUCUAGAUUAUAUAGAUUAUUUUGCUGGUAUCAAUGCUGUCAUUUGUGGCCAGGUCGCUUUUGAAAAAAAAGCUUAUAG